AUGUUAUUUUAUUCUUGCCUUGUAAUUGUCAUUGUUGCUGUUGCUGUUGUCACAGGGAGUCAUCACGAUUAUCAUCGUCCAGAUAAAAAACACCGUUACAAACAAGAAAAACCUGUACGUGUCGUUCCUUUUGGUCAGUACAGCAGUUCGAGUUAUCAACUGUGUAACGGUCCAGUUGUGUUUAACAAUCAAGAUGGGAACACGUUGACUUAUGUUCGUGGUGGUGAUUCGAAAUUCGGCGGUCAAAAACCAGGCAUCUUUCUAACACUUGGCUUUGGUCUAGCUAGUGGGAGUACUCGGGGUGAAGUCCAUCUGUGGCGACGCUACAACGGUGUUGACCUCCCAUACAGUAAUGCAAUUCAAACGGUUGAAAACGGUAAUUCCUACGUCUUGCCGACAUUUGGAAUAUUAGACUACAGUGUUGGCCAUCAAGAAACAUUUGUCAUGAGCACAACAAGGAAAAAUGAAGUUGGACUAAUUGCUAAACAACCCGUGAAUCAGGAACCAUUGAUACCGAGCAUCACUCAUCUUGCAAUUCGGCUAGAUGAUGGCACAAAACAAAUUCCCUAUGCUCAACUCUACAGUACACAAUCACAGGGAAUUAGCGAUUCAAAUGCACAUGAGAUCACGUUCGAUGUUGGACAAACCUCGCUACAAGGAAUCACUCUGAGCAGUGAUGAUCUGACAACAAUUACAUUUAGUGAAACUGGUCUCUACUACGUUCAAGCUGCGGCUCAUGUCGGCGGCAGUGGUGCUACGGCAUCAGGUAAUGUUCAUCUGUGGUCAAGAUUGAAUAACGUGGACAUUGCCAACAGUAACACAAUACAAACUGUGAUCGAUGGGAGUAAAUCAGUUGUGAUUAGUCAAGGUAUUAUGGUUGUACAAGCUGGAGACACAAUGGAGCUGGUCUUCUCAUCCACAAGUGAUAGUGUUGGGUUAGUCGCCGAUUUUCCCAAAGGAGAGCCAGCAAAUCCAUCAGCAGCUGUAUCCAUUGGUAUGAUUGCCAAUUCAGAAAACUUGAUGAAGACACCUUAUACUCAGCUGUCUUCUUCCGUCAAUCAAUUCGUUGAUGAUUGUUCAAACGAAGCACAGAUCGUUCAAUUCGAUGUUACAGGUGCAACUAUCCAACGUAUGAUAUAUGAUACCAGUGACAGGUCCCUUGUCUUUGAAGAAAGGGGAACCUAUUUCAUCAUCGCUGCUGUUCAAAUUGGAAGUGAAACUGGUAACAAUGAAACAGGUAGUUUAGAUCUGUGGAUGAGACUGAAUGGCAUCGAUAUUCCAGAUUCAAAUGCUCAACAAGCCUUUCCAAAUGCCGGUACCGCAGUGUUGCCAAAUGCAUUAGCUAUCGAAGUGAAAGCAGGUGAUCGUCUGCAAAUUCUUUUCUCAUCGACAAAUAAGAGAUUGGGUCUCAUUGGAACAACUGUUGCGGAUGAAUCGUAUGUACCGAGCAUUAUUUUUACAGCUUUUAAAGCAAUGAACACUCGUUCGUAA
This is a messenger RNA of Didymodactylos carnosus, 1491 nucleotides long. Lineage: Eukaryota; Metazoa; Rotifera; Eurotatoria; Philodinida; Philodinidae. The record is from the annotation of a GenBank genome assembly.